CCAUCUGCCCAUCCCUACCGCCCCACCCCAUCGCUUCUCACCCUUCUCUUUCAUCACACCAACUCAGCUUACGUAAAGAUUCUACCACCACCUACAUCACCACCACCAUUGACACAUAUACCAUAAACGUUGGCUUGUCCCUCUCUUUUAUGAAUCUAUACAUCUCUUGUUCUUUCCCCCAUUCUGUUUUUGUAGCUCCGGUGUUUCAGAUAAAAUCCUCUCCCCUACUAUUAAUUGCAAAGUAUCCGGUAAGAGGAGGAGGCACCGUCAUCUAUGGAGACUAGACAGCCAUAUUCCAAUGAGGAUAUAUACAAAAGAAGGUUUCAAAGAAGUAAAUCGGAGGAUGAUCAGAAGCCCCUUCAGGUCAUAUCGCAUGAUAAAACCGGAAACUGCAAGAACAAACCAUCACAACCGCUGCUACUCGCCUUCGUGAUGCUUUCAACUCUCAUCUUCAUCACUUACUCUCUCACUUAUCAUAACCAUCACUACAAAAACAUCCCUCGUGCUAUUUCAAACUGGAAGUGGGGUGGAGGGACUGAUCAAAGAUACGUGUCGCAUUUAGAAAUCAAAUGGGAUGAGAUAUCGAGUGUUCUUGACAAAUUAUCUGCUAAAAACCAAAAGAUUAAUGGGAAUAUUGGCUUCUUGAACUUUAACGAGACUGAAAUCAGUGACUGGAAGACACAUAUUACACAAACUAACGAGAAUCAAAUGGUUAUUCUUCACCUUGAUCCUGUCGACAAAAAUGUGACCUGGGAUUCGUUGUAUCCUGAAUGGAUAGACGAAGAACAAGAAGAGGAAGUUCCAAGCUGUCCUAAUCUGCCAAAAGUCGAAUUAGUGCAACGGAAAAGGCUUGAUCUGAUUGUGGUGAAGCUUCCUUGUGAAACCGAGGGAAAUUGUUCUAGGGAUGUUGGCAGGCUCCAUUUGCAGCUUGCAGCCGCUGGGCUUGCUGCAUCAUCUAGAGUGAACCAUCUGCUUUUUGUUACUGAUUUCUUCCCGAUCCCGAAUCUGUUUCCUUGUAAAGAGCUGGUGGUACGUAGAGGAAAUGCUUGGUUAUAUGAACCAAAUUUGAAGGUGUUGGGAGAAAAGAUUCAGCUUUCAGUCGGAUCUUGUGAACUUGCAUUGCCUUUUAAACCUCGAGAUGGAGAUUAUAUUGGGAAUGUUCGGAGGGAGGCAUAUGUGACAAUCCUACAUUCAGCACAUGUUUAUGUUUGUGGGGCAAUUGCUGCAGCACAAAGCAUUCGAAUGUCAGGUUCAAAUAGAGAUCUUGUGAUACUUGUGGACGAGACCAUAAGUGAUUACCAUCGUAGUGGACUAGAGUUAGCCGGAUGGAAGAUUCGCACGAUAAAACGGAUACGAAACCCUAAAGCUGAGAAAAAUGCAUACAAUGAAUGGAACUAUAGCAAGUUUCGUCUAUGGCAAUUGACUGAUUACGAAAAGAUCAUCUUUAUCGACGCUGAUUUGCUCAUCCUAAGGAACAUCGAUUUCCUAUUUGGGAUGCCUGAGAUCUCUGCUACUGGUAACAAUGGAACCCUUUUCAACUCUGGUGUAAUGGUAAUCGAGCCAUCCAAUUGUACUUUUAAACUUUUGAUGGAUCAUAUCAAUGAGAUCACAUCAUAUAAUGGUGGUGAUCAGGGGUACUUGAAUGAGAUCUUCACAUGGUGGCAUCGCAUCCCAAAAACCCUAAAUUUUUUGAAGAACUUUUGGAUUGGCGAUGACGAAGAAACAAAAGAGAAAAAGACGCGCCUUUUUGGAGCUGACCCACCAGAACUUUACGUACUUCAUUACCUCGGGCUAAAACCAUGGUUGUGUUUUAGAGAUUACGAUUGUAAUUGGAAUUCAGAUAUAUUUCAAGAGUUCGCGAGUGAUGUUGCUCAUGAACGGUGGUGGAAAGUGCAUGACGCAAUGCCCACUGAGUUGCAUCAGUUUUGCUUGUUGGAAUCCAAGCAAAAAGCACAACUAGAGUGGGACCGAAGAGAAGCACAAAAAGCUAUAUUUAAAGAUGGACAUUGGAAAGUAAAGGUACGAGAUCCACGACUAAAAAAGUGCAUCGAUAACUUGUGUUCGUGGAAAUCAAUGUUGAAGCAUUGGGGAGAAACAAAUUGGACAGAUGAUCGAGGUUUUAAUCCAACACCACCUAUGAUUACCAAACUUAAAAUUGACAGAUGAGUACAUGUAGCCCACAUAAUUGAUGGAUUCCUUUUUGGUAUGUAGUGAUUGAUUUUGUAAUAAAUUGUAAAUUUAAUGUUGCAUAGUAUUGGUGUGUUCUAGAGACAAGG
Lactuca virosa is the source of this 2276-nucleotide messenger RNA. The record is from the annotation of a GenBank genome assembly. Lineage: Eukaryota; Viridiplantae; Streptophyta; Magnoliopsida; Asterales; Asteraceae.